This is a messenger RNA of Lepus europaeus (European hare), 960 nucleotides long. RefSeq names its product aminoacylase 3 (gene ACY3). The record is from RefSeq and is a predicted model, not a curated record. Bases 1 to 960 code for a protein of 319 amino acids. NCBI's taxonomy places the organism in Eukaryota, Metazoa, Chordata, Mammalia, Lagomorpha, Leporidae. The transcript is spliced from 6 exons. Gene Ontology annotation, molecular function: hydrolase activity, acting on ester bonds; aminoacylase activity.
AUGUGCUCGCUGCCGGUACCCCGGGAGCCCCUGCGCCGUGUGGCCGUGACCGGGGGCACCCACGGCAACGAGAUGUCCGGCGUCCACCUGGUGCGGCACUGGCUGCAGGCGCCGGGGGAGCUGCGGAGACCCAGCUUUGCCGCCAUGCCCGUGCUGGCCAACCCGGCCGCCGCAGCUACCUGCCGCCGCUACGUCGGCUGUGACCUCAACCGGGCUUUCACCAGCAGCUUCCUCAGCGCGAAGGCCAGUCCAGAUGACCCGUAUGAGGUGACAAGGGCCCGAGAGCUAGACCAGCUCCUGGGGCCCAAAGCCUCGGGCGGGGCCUUCGACCUGGUCCUGGACCUGCACAACACCACGGCCAACGUGGGCACCUGUCUCAUCGCCGAGACGGCCCACCAAGUCUUCGUCAUGCACCUGUGCUGCCACCUGCAGCUGCAGACCCCAGAGCUGCCCUGCCGGGUCCUCCUGUACAGGUGGCAGGGGGAGGAGAGCUACAACGUGGGCUCCGUGGCCAAGAACUCGCUGGGCCUGGAGCUGGGCCCGCAGCCUCAGGGCGUGCUGCGGGCCGACGUCUUCGCCCGGAUGAGGGCCCUGGUGGCCUCCACUCUGGACUUCGUGGAGCUCUUCAACCAGGGCGCCGCCUUCCCGGCCUUCGAGAUGGAAGCGUACAGAAACCUGGGCGGCGUGGACUUCCCCCGCACGGCCGACGGGGACCUCGCGGGCACCGUGCACCCCCGGCUGCAGGACCGAGACUUCGAGCCCCUGCAGCCCGGCGCCCCCAUCUUCCAGCUGUUCAGCGGCGAGGACGUGUGCUACGAGGGGGAGUCCACUGUGUACCCCAUAUUCAUUAACGAGGCUGCCUACUACGAGAAGGGCGUGGCCUUCAUCCGGACGGAGAAGUUCACCUUCUCGGUGCCCGCCCUGCCCGCGCUGGCCCCCACCCCCACCCUGGUGCCCUAA